This is a messenger RNA of Exaiptasia diaphana, 2094 nucleotides long. RefSeq names its product lysophospholipase D GDPD1. The record is from RefSeq and is a predicted model, not a curated record. The transcript has 10 exons. Gene Ontology annotation, biological process: glycerophospholipid catabolic process. NCBI's taxonomy places the organism in Eukaryota, Metazoa, Cnidaria, Anthozoa, Actiniaria, Aiptasiidae. Gene Ontology annotation, molecular function: phosphoric diester hydrolase activity; phosphatidylcholine lysophospholipase A1 activity. Bases 574 to 1530 code for a protein of 318 amino acids. Gene Ontology annotation, cellular component: endoplasmic reticulum membrane.
AUGAGGAAAUUCUGAAAUUCUUGAAAUUCUGUAAUUAUUAAUCCGAAUACUCUCAAACUCAGUAACUAUAAUAAUAUUUUAGUAUGCUCUUUGUUGUCCCUGUGUCUGUUUAAAGGUAUCGAGUUUGUGACUAGUCACCAGUCUCUGAACGGGCUAUUGAUUCAAUGUGACGGGCUAAUGCUGAUUACGAGGAAUCUGAUUCGCUGAACUGUAAGAUGAUUGACAGAGGAGACGAAAAAUUAUGGUUCGCAAACUGAUCUUAGUAAAACAAAAAUAUGCAAACUAAAAUAGUUGGGCUGCCUAAAAAUCGCGUACCUUGAUACAAGAAAAGCUCGCUCUUUUACACUCUUCUGCAUUCGUCGUCCUGUUUUUUGCACUCUUCAUUCCUCGUCCUGUUUCGUUUUCUUAUUGACUUGAAUGCUUUAGGUAUUUAAUAUAUUUUGGGCUUUGAAAAUAAAAAUAGAGAAAUGAAAACUUAUACCACUUAUAUAAUAUUAAGAGAUUAAGUAUAAUAAUGUUAGGCUGCCUGAGGUAAAGUCUUGCCGUGGUACGUCCUAACAGUGGUAUUUCAACAUGUAUCAGUAUGUCCUUCCAGUAGUUUUGCCUUUGUUUGGUGGAUAUGUACUGAGUUCCUUUAUUCUUUUCCGCUGUCCUGAGAUUCUUCACAACAAGAAGAAAACUAAAUUUAGAUGUCGGCAUAUCAGCCACCGAGGAGGAGCAGGAGAAAAUAGAGAGAAUACCAUAGCUGCAUUUAAACAUGCUGUCAGAUUGGGAACAGAAAUGCUAGAAAUUGAUCUACAACUUACAGCUGAUAAACAAGUUGUAGUUUGCCAUGACAACAACUUGUCAAGGGUUGCAGGAGUAGAUUGCAACAUCUCAGAUCUUGAUUAUAAGGAUCUCCCACCAUUGUUAGAAAAAAUUCCUGUCCAGUUUCAUCCAGGAGCAAUAAGUCACCCUGACAACAAUGAUAGGGAUAUUCCACUGUUGUCUACUGUAUUUGAAGCAUUUCCAGACAUACCAAUCAAUAUUGAUAUCAAGUAUGAUUCUGAUGAACUAAUUGAGAAGACUAAUGAGUUGAUCUGCAAGUAUGAAAGAGAGCAUCUAUGUGCCUGGGGAAAUGUUAAUAGUCACAUCACAGAAAGGUGCCACAGGCAUAACUCCAACAUUCCUCUGAUUUUUUCAUUACAUAGAUGUGGGGUCCUUCUUUUACUUUACUACACUGGACUUUUACCAUUUAUACCCAUCAAGGAGUCAUAUCUUGAAGUUAUGCUUCCAAAGGUUAUGUUAAGGCGGUUUGAGGUGUCAGGAAAACUUAGGAUGAUUUGCUACAUUGCUGACUGGCUACUAAUCCGACCAAGUCUGUUUAAACACCUUGAAAAAAGAGGCAUCCAGACUUACCUUUGGGUGCUAAAUGAUGAAGAUGAAUUUGAACUUGCAUUUGAUGAACUAAAAGUGGCUGGUGUAAUGACCGACUAUCCAACUAAACUUUCCAAGUAUUUAAGACAGAACAUUAUCUUCUCUGGUGAAUAAGUUAUUCAAUGGGAAAGUCAUGUUUCCUGUUUAGAAAUUAAAUAGAAAAAUCCUACAGCACAUGCAUAUUAUUUACAAUCAAUCUACAAUAAUCUCAUUAUAAUUUAUUAAUUACUAGAAGUAUUCUUUCCUUAAUUUAAUUUAACACUUGAUCAAUCAUUUUUUUAUAAAAAAAUGUAUCAUGUUCACUAGCUCGCAACAGUUCUUGUAAAUUUCCAUGAUCAUUUGAUUCAAUCAUUCAACUUAAAGUAUAACUAAGUAAAAGUAUUGAAUAAUUACACCUUUUAUAUUAAGUUAUUAGUAAAGUUGUUUUUAUUGAUUUUUUGGAACCACCAAUUUAAAAGUCUAUCAGCCUGACUUGUAUGAUUCAUUGUUUUACAAUCCACUUUGACAAAGUUGAGCACUUUUUUUGAAAACAUUUUUGAUAAUAUGUAGAUUUUUCAACUUAUUCAUUGAAAUUUCCCUUUUCAGUCAUGGGCAUUGUGUGCCAGUGUAUGUAAACUUGAACACUUUGCUUUACAUGUCUUUAGAGUUAAAGUUGCUAUAUUAAACAGUAAAAAUUUA